AUGGCAUAUAACUGGUAUCAGACUCACGCUCCCGGCUGGGGAACACAGCAAUACCAAUUUGGACCUCCGCCAUCCCCAGGGUACCUUACUAGCCCAUCAUGGGGCGGACGGGACUACUACAGAGCCCACGUGGGACGGACAGAAGAUUUGGAUUUGUACGAGUACGCCAUGAACAAGCUCGCCUCUGGAGCUCUGGGUGUUGGUAAACACGAAGCGAAAAGAUGGCACAGACUUGCAUACGCUGGCCUCGGGGAGGUCGCUAGGAUGCUUCCUACUGAGAUUGGCUACGCAGCUGCCUACGAAGCCUAUCGAAUUUACAUCCAUCAUAACGCAAGGCUGUACGAGUCACUAUAUAGUCGCCCUGAACGGCAACGAGAGGCGUUGGUGGCCACAGCCGUAGCAGAAGUCCAGCGUCUUUGGCAAGACACCGGCCGCGCUUACGACGAAUUCGGCCUUCGGACCGCAGCUGAAGCAGCAGCUGCAAGCGCUGCUUUAAUAUUCAGAAACCAUCUCGAAUACGACGCCAACGACCCCUAUGGAACCACAGGAGGAGGGGGAUACCGUCGCACGCGCCACAAUUCCAUUGCCCCUUCUACGGCCAGCUCUCCAUACUCGUCCUCAUACUCACUCGACCCGUAUGCACUUGAUGACUCCACGCUUCGACGCAGCAGGUAUGGGUAUAGAGACGGCAUCAAUCGAUCACCCUACCUUGGUGGCGUCGGUGGCGUCGGGGCUGGUGCUGGAGGUGCUGGAGGUGUUGGGGCGUUGAACACCUAUAACUCAGCUGCAUCGAUGCCUGUACCCAUGCCUUCUUCUUCGCCCUAUCCCGGUCACACUUCUUACCCCGCUUCAUAUGCACAAGGAUCGAUCGUCCUCCCUCCUGCCUCGACUUCAUACGGCGGGGCACCCUCGACUUCAUACUCCACGGGUUAUCCGCAAGGCCCCGCGGCUUUACCCGUCUCGCAGGGCUACCCUUCGACUUACUCGUCUGGCGGCAGCUACGGCGGGAUGGGACAGCAGCAGCCACCGGUCGUGGUUAUCCCACAGACUGGUCAUCAUCAUCAUCAUAGGCAUCGAAGCCUUGGUCUCGGGCACAGGCAUCGACGGCACAGGAGCUUGGAGAGGUAUUAUUGA
This is a messenger RNA of Stereum hirsutum FP-91666 SS1, 1134 nucleotides long. RefSeq lists its product as uncharacterized. The transcript is spliced from 6 exons. Lineage: Eukaryota; Fungi; Basidiomycota; Agaricomycetes; Russulales; Stereaceae. The record is from RefSeq and is a predicted model, not a curated record. Bases 1 to 1134 code for a protein of 377 amino acids.